GCAGCUCUGAGCUGAGCCCCUCCUCUCUUCCAGCGGCCCUGGCAUGGUGCUCAAGGCCUUCUUCCCCACGUGCUGUGCCUCGGCAGACAGCGGCCUCCUGGUUGGACGGUGGGUCCCGGAGCAGAGCAGUGCCGUGGUCCUGGCUGUGGUGCACUUUCCCUUCAUACCCAUCCAGGUCAAGGAGCUCCUGGCCCAGGUGCAGCAGGCCAGUCAGGUGGGCGUGACUGUGCUGGGCACCUGGUGCCACCGCCGGCAGGAGCCGGAGGAGAGCCUGGGCCACUUCCUGGAGGGCCUGGGUGCCAUCUUCUCCCACAAGCCCUGGUUCCAGCUAUGCCGGGAGAGAGGCAGCAAGUCCUGGAGCUGCAAGGCCACCCACUGGCAGGGGCCCACCUCCCAUGCCGCCUCUGGCGAGGACCAGGUCAUGCUUAUCUUCUACGACCAGCGCAAGGUGCUGCUGUCCCAACUGCACCCACCCGCAGUCCUGCCCGACCGCCAGGCUGGGGACACCACAGCCAGCGCGGGGGGCCUGGCUGCUGUCUUUGACACAGUGGCGCGUAGCGAGGCACUCUUCCAAAGUGACCGGUUCGAUGAGGGCCCCGUGCGGCUGAGCCACUGGCAGUCGGAGGGCGUGGAGGCCAGCAUCCUCGUGGAGCUGGCCAAGUGGGCAGCAGGGCCUGUCUGCCUGCUUCUGGCCUGCCUGCUGUCUCUCGUCUCGGCUGCCAGUGCCUGUCGGGUGUUCAAGCUGUGGCCACUGUCCUUCAUCUGGAGCAAACUCUCCACGUGUGAGCAGCUCAGGCACCGGCUGGAGCAGCUCACACUCAUCUUCAGCACCCGGAAGGCUAAGAACCCUGCCCAGCUGAUGAGGAAGGCCAACAUGCUUGUCUCUGUGCUCCUGGAUGUGGCCCUUGGCCUCAUGCUGCUGUCCUGGCUCCACAGGAAGGACCUCAUCGGGCAGCUGGCUGAUGCCCUCAUCCCUGUGGCUGACCACGUGGCCAAGGAGCUCCAGCAUCUGCUACAGUGGCUGAUGGGCGCACCCGCUGGGCUCAAGAUGAACCGGGCUCUGGACCAGGUGCUGGGCCGCUUCUUCCUGUACCACAUCCACCUGUGGAUCAGCUACAUCCACCUCAUGUCCCCCUUCAUUGAGCGCAUCCUGUGGCACGUGGGCCUCUCAGCCUGCCUGGGCCUGACGGUCGCCCUGUCCAUCCUCUCAGACAUCAUAGCCCUCCUCACCUUCCACAUCUACUGCUUCUAUGUCUAUGGCGCCAGGCUAUACUGCCUGAAGAUCCAUGGCCUGUCCUCACUCUGGCGCCUGUUCCGAGGGAAGAAGUGGAAUGUUCUGCGCCAGCGCGUGGACUCCUGCUCCUAUGACCUGGACCAGCUGUUCAUUGGGACCUUGCUGUUCACCAUCCUGGUCUUCCUUCUGCCCACCACGGCCCUGUACUACUUGGUGUUCACACUGCUCCGGCUCCUGGUGGUCACUGUGCAGGGCCUGAUCCAUCUGCUUGUGGACCUCAUCAACUCCCUGCCGCUGUACUCACUCGGCCUCCGGCUCUGCCGGCCCUACAGGCUCGCAGCCGGUGUGAAGUUCCGAGUCCUGGAGCACGAGACUGGCAGGCCCCUCCGCCUCCUGAUGCAGAUAAACCCCCUGCCCUACAGUCGCGUGGUGCACACCUACCGCCUCCCCACCUGUGGUUGCCACCCCAAGCACUCCUGGGGUUCCCUGUGCCGCAAGCUGUUCUUCGGGGAGCUCAUCUACCCCUGGAGGCAGAGAGGGGACAAGCAGGACUGAGGGACCCUGGCCACCAGCCAGCCCAGCACCACCUCCUGCCAGGGUGUCAGGGUAGCACGUGGUCCUGCUCUUUGCUUUCCUGCCCCUGGUUGUCUGGGGCCUUUGCAGGCCCUGCCGGGGCCCUGCCCGUCGCAUCUCCUCCUGACUUUGAGGUCGUGGGAGUGGUGAGCAGGAGGAUGCGGGAACGGCCAGCCAGGCCAGCGGCCCACGCUCCAGCACCAGCACAUUUGCCUCGGGAACCCCCUGCUGACCUGUUGUGAUGGCACAGUUAACCUGGUGCACACCGGCCCCCCAGGCCUAUCGAGGAGCCCCGUCCUGCCCCCCACCCCAGUCUAUACCCAGACCCUAGGAGGGGGUGCAGAGCCCUGCCUCUGCCCACCAUGCCCGUUCCCAGUGGGGUGGGCUGGCAGGUCUUUCUGGCUGCUCACUGGCACCCCACCCUGUCAUGGGGUGGAGGGGAUCCUUCCCAGGGUGCACUCAAGUGUCCUUGAGACUCUCGCCCCUAAGCAUCUCCUUCCCUGGAAGAUGCCCUCCUGGGCCCCCAGUGCCUUCCAGCUGUCUCAGUGGAGCCACAGCCAGCCAGUCGGGGAUCCAAGCCACUGCUGACCCCCAGCGCAGUCCAGCAGCUCCAGGAAGCUGGGCAGCAGCGCCCCUCACGCCCUGAUUCGCACAGGGCUUGUUGAUGCUCCUGGAGAGACUGCUCUGCAGGAGGAGCUGCCCUCAGGGCUUUGAGUGUCCCUGUGUGAAGCCAGGCCACAUGGGGUGCCUGGAGCUGUCAGCAGAGAUCCACGCACCCACGCUGCCCCGUUCCUGCCCUGUACCCCUGCAAAUCUUCCAUCUCGCUCACUGGCUUCUCCUGGGCAGAUGCUCGUGCAGCCCCCAGGGAGGGGCCCUAGCACUCAGGCUGCAUCUGCCUGCUGGCCGCAAGCAGAAUCUGAGUGUGGGUGUUAGCCCCAGAAUCCCCAGGGGGAGGAAGCCUCAAGAUGCGGGUGGCGUCACAUACGGUGUGUCAUCGUGGUGUUGGAGAUGAUCAUGCUGUAGGUGGCGGGGCAGCGCUCUCUGUCCAUCCCAGGCACUUGGGACUGUCCACUUCUGUCACCCACGCUCCUUGGCUGUGGGCCACAGUGGGAGGGGGCCUGGGGGAGUCCCCACCAGCCCAGGGUCGGGCAGGAGGGGUACUGGCUCUGUCUUUUCUGCUGGGACAAUAAAGCCUCCCACGUAUUU
Balaenoptera acutorostrata (minke whale) is the source of this 3013-nucleotide messenger RNA. It is a transcript of the gene PIGQ, whose product is annotated as phosphatidylinositol glycan anchor biosynthesis class Q. Gene Ontology annotation, biological process: GPI anchor biosynthetic process. The transcript has 10 exons. The coding region runs from base 44 to 1789 and encodes 581 amino acids. NCBI's taxonomy places the organism in Eukaryota, Metazoa, Chordata, Mammalia, Artiodactyla, Balaenopteridae. The record is from RefSeq and is a predicted model, not a curated record. Gene Ontology annotation, cellular component: membrane; endoplasmic reticulum.